GCUACCGGUGGGCAUGUUUUUUUCAGUGUGCAUGUGUGCUCCUCGCAUUUGAACGAGCUGAAUGCCACCACCACCAGCACCACCAGCACCACCUCCUCCUCCAGCAGCAGCACCAGCAGCCACGUCCCUGCACGCCCCGCUCAUCAAUAUGCGCUUCAGCUGCUCAACGUGAGAUCCUCGUGCACAGAGACCGAGCGGAGCCAGUGUUCGCAGCGUGGAGGCGAUGUCACCUCCUUCACACCUGACUCCAUCAGCCGCUGACUUCUCCCGCUGCGCUCCACUUUACCCCCGUUUUCUGGGGGGGGAUGCGAUCCAUGGAUUUCCUCUGAUCUGAUCCGGAGCGCGUCCUGGACCGUGCGUCGAUCUCAGGGGAGGGGGCUCUCUGCUGCUGCUGCUGCUGCUGCUGCACACACGCACGCACGCACACACACACACAAACACAGAGACACACACUCGGGGGUGACAAGGGAACAGGGAAGAAGAGAGAUUUGAUCGUAACUAACUAAAGGAGACAGGGGGAUGUUUGCUUUGCACCGGCUGCGCCAAUUCCGCGUGUUUUCCGCACUGGUUGUCGGUUCGAUUGUGUGCUGCGCGAGAAGCGUCAACGAGCCGGGCAACAUGUCCUUCGUGAAGGAGACGGUGGACAAACUCCUAAAGGGCUACGACAUCCGACUCAGGCCGGACUUUGGAGGGGCCCCUGUUGCAGUUGGGAUGAGCAUAGACGUGGCCAGCAUAGACAUGGUGUCAGAAGUCAACAUGGACUACACGUUGACCAUGUACUUCCAGCAGUACUGGAGGGACAAGCGUCUCGCCUACGUGGGAAUCCCUCUCAACUUGACCCUGGACAACCGAGUGGCCGACCAGCUCUGGGUCCCCGACACGUACUUCCUCAACGACAAGAAGUCGUUUGUCCACGGAGUCACGGUGAAGAACCGAAUGAUCCGUCUGCAUCCCGACGGGACCGUUCUCUACGGCCUCAGGAUAACGACCACGGCGGCGUGCAUGAUGGAUCUCAGGAGGUAUCCCCUGGACGAGCAGAACUGCACCCUGGAGAUCGAGAGCUAUGGCUACACCACGGACGACAUUGAGUUCUACUGGAAAGGAGGUGAGACGGCUGUGACGGGGGUGACGCGAAUCGAGCUGCCUCAGUUCUCCAUCGUCGACUACAAGCUGGUGUCCAGAAACGUGGUCUUUUCCACAGGUGCCUACCCUCGACUGUCUCUGAGCUUCAAGCUGAAGAGGAACAUCGGCUACUUCAUCCUGCAGACCUACAUGCCGUCCAUCCUGAUCACCAUCCUCUCCUGGGUCUCCUUCUGGAUCAACUAUGACGCGUCGGCGGCCCGAGUGGCUCUAGGCAUCACCACGGUGCUCACCAUGACCACCAUCAACACCCACUUGAGGGAGACGCUGCCCAAGAUCCCGUACGUCAAGGCCAUCGACAUGUACCUGAUGGGCUGCUUCGUCAUGGUCUUCCUCGCCCUGCUGGAGUACGCCUUCGUCAACUACAUCUUCUUCGGGCGGGGCCCUCAGAUGCAGAAGAAGCUGGCGGAGAAGGCAGAGAAGGCCAACAACGAGCGGGCGGCCAAGUACGAUGCCGCAAGGGAGGCAGGUUGUAGGACCGCGUCCCUUAAACGCUCCAAUCAGGUUAAAGGUCUUCGCCACUCACGCUCGGCGGAGCCACACGGCCACGGGAAUGUCCUGCUCACCACCCUGGAGAUCCACAACGAGGUGGGGUCCGGCGAGAUCACCACCAGCCUGGCGGACAUUAGGAACUCUCAGUCCAUGGUGCAGCUGGACAGCACGGCCUCCACGCACAUCCAGUACCGGAAGCCGAGCGGCGGCGGCAACGGGCCACGCUCCGGCAGCCGCCCCUCUCUGGACCGGGCUGCGGCGAUGAAGCGCAGCCGCCUGCGCAGACGGUCCUCGCAGCUGAAAAUCAAAAUCCCCGACCUGACGGAUGUAAACGCCAUCGACCGCUGGUCACGAAUCAUCUUCCCCUCCGUCUUCUCACUGUUCAACCUCGUGUACUGGCUCUACUAUGUGUGAUUGGACCGUUUUCGUUGAGGUGUUUGGUGUCGUUUGAUUUUUAUUUUCAUUUUGUUUGAGUUUCUUCCUUUUUCUGUUGCUUUUAUACACGAUGGAAUAUGUGUGGAAUUUGUAGAGUUAAAAGACUGAAGCAGCACAAGGCAAAACAAAACAGAGACCGGGAGAGACGCCCGAGUUUUGGACCAAGUUCUCGUCGAAGUUGUUUUUAUAUUUGAAGUCAUUGAAUCCUUAGUAUGGAGGUGUUUUUAUUUUCUGAAGUAUGUACUGUAACUGGGACUUGUGACCAUUUCCCAACACUCUCCCGCUCAGUAACGUGUAAAUAGACAGAUACAAAGCCAGCAAGUGAGUGAACGACACAGUGUUUGCAAAAAGAAAAGCCAAACGAAGGAGGAACACAGUCGAUGCAAGGAGUUUUCUAAUCACAAAAAAAAAACUUUAUACAACACAGCAGGUCGGAUGAGUGCGAACAAUUUGUAAAACUUCAUUAGCCAAACUAACGUACGGACGUUUGACCGGUACCCUAUGCACUCUUAAUGCAUGCACCACAGUGGAACAGUAAUGGCACAACUUUGACUCUGUCGAUGUGUAUUUGUUUAUAGCGCUGAUAAUAUAUAAUAUACUUGCUAUUGACUUUAUCGUUGAUCUGGGAAACCUUUACACAAACGCGCUCAUUUAAAGGGGAGGACGUCGCCGCCCUCUGUUCAGGACGACCGGGACUCAGGUUGGGCGAUUUUGGCUAUUUUGGCCUCUUGUCACUGAAAUAUCCUAUUUUUAUUUGCUUUUCGUAAUUUGAUACGUAGAUUUAAAGAAAGAGAAGAAGCACAAAUACGAGUUAAAACUGCCAUUUUUCACUUCUAACUUCUCGCAACAACAGAAUUGCACUCAAAUUUCUCAACUUCCUCAAACUUACUUUUCAAACAACUGCCAAGGGCCUUUUGGGCGACACGGUUACUCAACCCAUGAAAUAUGAUAGUAUUUUUGUACUCUGCGUCUUCAGGUAUUCAUUUGACUUCUUGUUUUCUGUUGCUCGAUACUAACUCUGCUGCGACGACGGGGCGGAGGAAUGAAAACCCCAUUGUUUUUGUAAAUAAGUACAUAGGUGUGUAUAUACAUAUACUGUGUGUGUAUUACCCAAAAUGAAAAGGAUCAAAUAUGAAGAGUUUAUGUUGACGAUGAACUGUCAGACUAUGUAGUGCAGAUACAGAAAAAGAGGUGAGGACUAAACCAGGGGUCGGUUUUGUUUUUGAGGAUCAGCCGGGCACUGAGUUUCUCCUCAAACGUUGAAGUUCCACUCUGGAAACUGUGCGUACGUUCAAUUCCGCAUCUGUAUUGUCCGCUCGGCAGCAAGUCACGCGAAGGGAUUUCACUGAUUCAGCAGCCGGACCAGACGCUGACUUCCAGGCGCACACACACACUAGCAUUGAAUGUAUCAGUUCCAUUCUUCAGGGAGAGGAUAAUGAGCCAUGGUCAUCAUUUCUCCAUCAGAAUGUAACACGCCCAUUCUUGCGUUGAGAGCGAUGUAGGAAUCGAGGUGUAUGGCCGGUGCUCCAUAUACACGAGUGUGUGCAUGUGCAUGUAUGUUUGAGAGCGAAGGGGAACGGACAGGGCGUGGGCAGACUGUUUGUUUCGAGGCCGCUUGCUGGACUAUGGACCAACGUUGGCGUAUAACAGUUUAGUGGAUUGAAGUAGCUCUCCUCUUACGUCAACCUGUGCCAUUCCACCCGAGGCUGCAGAGCAAGCAACCAGUUCACGGACGAUGAUGUAAAUCUGUCACAGAUCCACGACACACUGUAAUUUGUCCAAGAAUACAGGAAGACAAAAGGCUGGUUGUUGGUUCACACAAGAGUCACUGACUGUCAGAGUUUGGACCAAUUUAACUUUGAAAAGAAAAGUUGUGAAGUGUUUUGUGUAAAGUCUGAUAUAUGACUAAGAGCUGAAUGUAUUGUACUUGGAUUGUUGCUGCAUCGCAAAUGCAAUGUCCUUUGUGGAAACAGGAUUGACCUCAACCCUGAUUAAUAUAGGGCUCCAGUUGAUUCCACGGUCAAGUGACCCCGAGUGCGUCGCUGGCUCCUUGUCCCGUUUUCUACCGUGUAGAUUCGGGCAAAGUGCAAAAUCCACCUGGCUUCGACAAAAAAAGAAAGUUCUAAAUAAAUAAACACCUUUAUAUAACAAACAAAAACUAGGAAGGCCAUCGUUUAAGCACAUGUAAAUCUAUACUCUGUUAACAAAAUCACAAUCCCUUCUCCUGUUUUGUAAGAAAACAAAACCCAUCGGUACGGAUUGCAAAACAGUGGCCCCGGUAUAUUUGCCCUCUGCUGACCUUUGAGGGGCUUUUAGCAUCUCUGAAAAGAUGUUCACCCGAGACAAGAAUGACUCCACUUUAGUUUUAUGUGCAAAGAAAUUCGUGACCCCACGAAUUCAAGUCUCGCACCCAGUUUGUCCAAGAGGACGGAAGCUGCUCUGAGUAGUUGGGAGGUGAACGUUCGGACCUACAAAAUGUCCAAACAGCAGAAAAAGCUUCAGUGUCGUGUACAUAAAAUAUAAAAAGACAGAUUGAUGGAAAACUGGAGCUAGAAAAUGGCCGCGUCAUAGCGCAAGUCACCCACUGUCCUUGGUUUACUGGUUUGCUUUGACUCCUGUAUGGAGACUGAAAGCAAGUAUCUGCAGUUGAUCUCUUUUUAUUUAUGACCAAACUACAUGGUGCAGGUGAAUGGUCAAAGAGGAAGCCACCGAUCCAAACUCUGGAUACUUGUUUAUCAUGCAUGCAACUACGAUUUGUCCCCAAAAAAAAAAGAAGACAUUUUGCAAGCGUACUUGUACGAGAGCUGCCGACUGCUCGUUGUAGAGACGACAUGAUGCCAUGCGAGCCUACGUUAAAAAGAAAAACACAAAAAAAAGACUUCAGGUGUUGUAUGGCCUUGGUCCCAUAAUGGAAUGUGAAAUGUUCUGUGCUGCCACAAAAUGUACUUAGGCUUAGAUUUAUACUGUAUAUCUCUGUAUGUUUCUCUUCCUUUUUCAAUAGAUUAUCAUGUUAAACCAUCAAUAA
Messenger RNA from Platichthys flesus (European flounder), 5092 nucleotides. RefSeq names its product gamma-aminobutyric acid receptor subunit beta-3-like. The transcript has 10 exons. Bases 520 to 2046 code for a protein of 508 amino acids. The record is from RefSeq and is a predicted model, not a curated record. Gene Ontology annotation, cellular component: synapse; membrane; GABA-A receptor complex. Lineage: Eukaryota; Metazoa; Chordata; Actinopteri; Pleuronectiformes; Pleuronectidae. Gene Ontology annotation, molecular function: extracellular ligand-gated monoatomic ion channel activity; GABA-A receptor activity; neurotransmitter receptor activity. Gene Ontology annotation, biological process: regulation of membrane potential; nervous system process; monoatomic ion transmembrane transport.